AUGGCGGAGCCGAGCGGGCCGAGCGAGCCCGAGCCCGGCGCGGCUGCCGUGCCGGAGGCUGGGGAUGGGGCCGGAGCGGAGCGCAAGGCCGGGGCUGACCCCGCGGAGAGCCCCGACGUGUACAGAUACAUCAAGGGGGACUUGUUCACCUCCGAGAUCUAUAAAGUAGAAAUACAAAACCUUCCCAAGUACAUCGGAUUUAACGAUGUGAAAAAGUUCCUUGCCAAAUACGGGCUCAACCCUCAUAAGAUCAAACUUUUCGGGAAGCAGACGUUCGCGUUCGUGACGUUCAAGAGCGAGGAGGAGAGGGACAAGGCCAUGCGAGUCCUGCACGGGGUUCUGUGGAAGAGCCGGCACCUCAGCGUCAGGCUGGCCAAGCCCAAAGCUGACCCCAUCGCAAAGAAGAGGAAGAAAGAAGAGGAGACGGAGCAGGGAGAGGUGAAGCGACCGGCUCCCCGCAAGGCCAGCGGAGAGGAGCCCCUGAGCAAGCAGAUAGCGGACGUGGUGACCCCGCUCUGGAACCUGCCCUAUGAGGAGCAGCUGGCCCAGAAGAAGCAGGAAUGUGAGCAAGUGCUGCAGAAGCUGACAAAGGAAAUAGGAAAUAACAACAGAGCUUUAUUACCUUGGUUGUUCCUGCAGAAGCAGAAGUAUAAUAAAUUGUGUUGCCCAGUAGAGGGAGUGAAAGCGUCACCAUUACAGACUGAAUAUCGCAACAAAUGUGAGUUCUUGAUUGGGAUUGGUGUAAAUCAAGAAGACAAAACUGUGGGUUGUCGUCUUGGCAAAUAUAAGGGUGGUACAUGUGCUGUAGUGGAGCCAUUUGAUACUAUUCACAUUCCUGCUAUUGCCAAAAAGGUAGUAAAAGCUUUCCAAGACUACAUAAGGUCAACUCCUUACUCAGUUUACAGCCCCGAAACCUACGAAGGUCACUGGAAACAGCUCACGGUCCGGACCACCAGGAAUGGCCACGUUAUGGCAAUUGUUUAUUUUAAUCCUCAGAAAUUAAGUAAAGAAGAGCUAGCUGACCUGAAAAUCUCUCUGGCAAAAUACUUCACAGAAGGGAUGGGAAAGAGCAGCGGCGUCACGUCUCUGUACUUUGUGGAGGAAGGACAAAGGAAAUCUCCCAGCCUAGAAGACCUGCCUUUGGAGCAUGUGGCUGGUGACAAGUACAUACACGAACAACUUCUGGGCCUAAAAUUUAGGAUUUCGCCUCAUGCAUUUUUUCAGGUGAACACACAAGCUGCCGAAGUUCUGUACACGGCCAUUGGGGAGUGGGCGCAGCUGAGCCCAGAGAGCACCCUGCUCGACAUCUGCUGCGGUACAGGAACUAUCGGGAUUUCUUUGGCAAAGAAAGUGAAGAAAGUGAUUGGAAUUGAACUCUGCCAAGAAGCUGUACAGGACGCCAAAGUGAACGCCCAGAUUAACGAACUGAAUAAUAUUGAAUUUCAUUGUGGGAAGGCUGAAGAUAUUGUUCCUUCCCUAAUUAACGUAUUAGCUCCUCAGAACCUGAUUACUAUUGUAGAUCCGCCACGAGCUGGACUGCAUUCCAAGGUGAUUCUUGCCAUUAGAAGAGCUGAGCAUCUGAAGAAGCUGAUCUAUGUAUCCUGCAAUCCCAGAGCUGCAAUGAAUAACUUUGUGGAUCUCUGCCGGGCCCCUUCCAACAGAGUCAAAGGAGCCUCGUUCCGUCCCGUCAAAGCGCUGGCCGUGGAUCUGUUCCCUCAGACCCGGCACUGCGAGUUGCUGAUCCUCUUUGAGAGGGUUGACUGUGCAAACGGGAGUUGUGCUGGAGCAACACCUGAUGCUGCUCAUGUCACAACAGCCGGACCAGACUGUGAGUGCUUGGAUGGCACCAGCCCCCCCACCGCUCCGAGCCAGGCAGAUCCUGCACCCAACGGGGGGGAAUCCACUUAACUCCUGAGACGCUUUCCACAAACUGUUACCAUUCAAGAAAAAGUUGUAAUUCAGUUUAAUUCCAGGUGAUGUCGAACCGUGUAAAUAUUCAGUUCCUUACCAAAAAAGUGAUUAAAUACUUCCAUGACUAA
This is a messenger RNA of Columba livia (rock pigeon), 2039 nucleotides long. It is a transcript of the gene TRMT2A, whose product is annotated as tRNA methyltransferase 2 homolog A. The record is from RefSeq and is a predicted model, not a curated record. Lineage: Eukaryota; Metazoa; Chordata; Aves; Columbiformes; Columbidae. The transcript is spliced from 11 exons. Gene Ontology annotation, biological process: RNA processing. The coding region runs from base 1 to 1908 and encodes 635 amino acids. Gene Ontology annotation, molecular function: RNA methyltransferase activity; RNA binding.